Lottia gigantea (owl limpet) is the source of this 216-nucleotide messenger RNA. RefSeq lists its product as hypothetical. Lineage: Eukaryota; Metazoa; Mollusca; Gastropoda; Lottiidae. The transcript has a single exon. The coding region runs from base 1 to 216 and encodes 71 amino acids. The record is from RefSeq and is a predicted model, not a curated record.
AUGGAAACGAAAACUGAAGGUCUUUGUACACGUUCAACAACUAGAAAAGAUCUACUUGUGCCCAAAACUUUGCGCACUUACUGUGGUGAUCAUGCUUUUUCAGCCACAACAACCGUGCUAUGGAAUAAUCUACCAAAACAUGUUAAAGACGCAAAUUCAGUGGACAUAUUCUACACUCGACUUAAGACACAAUUAUUUAGGCCUACUUGUGAAUAG